Molecule: messenger RNA, 985 nt
Organism: Talpa occidentalis (Iberian mole)
Lineage: Eukaryota; Metazoa; Chordata; Mammalia; Eulipotyphla; Talpidae
Gene: MRPL21
Product: mitochondrial ribosomal protein L21
Exons: 7
Coding region: 33-662 (209 amino acids)
Cellular component (GO): ribosome; mitochondrial large ribosomal subunit
Molecular function (GO): structural constituent of ribosome
Source: RefSeq, a predicted model, not a curated record
CCACAUCCGCUUCCGGCCGAGGCCGUGGAAAGAUGGCGGCGGCCAUAGCCGCCUCGGCCUUGCCGCUCGUGUUUGGGCGGGUGGUGUCCUCGUGCAGCCGCAGCAUCCUGAGGCCGUCGGGCCCCGGAGCGGCCUCCCUGUGGUCUGCUUCCAGAAGGUUCCGUUCUCAGAGCACUUCAUUUCCAGCAGGAUACGUUCCCAAGACGUCCCUGAGUUCGCCACCUUGGCCAGAAGUCGUCCUGCCGGACCCGACGGAGGAGGCCCGACACCACACAGAGGUGGUGGCCAAGGUGAACCAGCUGAUCGCCGGGGGCCAGUACGGCCGGCUCUUCGCCGUGGUGCACUUCGCCAGCCGCCAGUGGAAAGUCACCUCCGAGGACCUCAUCUUGAUUGAGAACGGGUUAGACGCGGCGUGCGGAGAGAGGAUCCGGCUGGAGAAGGUCCUGCUGGUCGGCGCUGACGACUUCACGAUCCUGGGCAAGCCGCUGCUGGGGCGGGACCUCGUUCGCGUAGAAGCCACCGUCAUCGAGAAGACGGAGUCGUGGCCGAAAGUCAACAUGAAAUUUAAGAAAAGGAGAAACUACAAGAAGAAAAGAAUCAUUGUGAGCCCCCAGACCGUGCUCCGGAUAAACUCCAUCGAGCUUGCCCCGCGCCUGUGCUGACGGUGGUGCCUGCGGGCUGUGGGAAUAAACUCGCGGGAGACCCGGUGUCUGUGUCCUGCGCCUGCCACGGCUGUUCUCACUUCAGCUUCGGCCCCUCCGGGUGACUCGGGGCUGACGGCCUGGCUUGGGCCCCAGCUCUGUCAGGGGGCAGAUGGCCGGAUUCCUCCAGAGCCCCACGGCAUCUGUGGAAAUGGGCGAAGGAAGACCGCCUGCGACGGGGAGGCCUGCCAACCCCAUUCGCCUGCUCUAUCCCCUCCCCCACCUUCGCCAGGGCCCCUGCAGUGCCCUCCGUGAGCAGCCCUGGAGCCCAGCCCUUGUGCAGG